This is a messenger RNA of Chelmon rostratus (copperband butterflyfish), 1734 nucleotides long. RefSeq names its product trans-L-3-hydroxyproline dehydratase. NCBI's taxonomy places the organism in Eukaryota, Metazoa, Chordata, Actinopteri, Chaetodontiformes, Chaetodontidae. The transcript is spliced from 6 exons. The record is from RefSeq and is a predicted model, not a curated record. The coding region runs from base 174 to 1208 and encodes 344 amino acids. Gene Ontology annotation, molecular function: hydro-lyase activity.
AGGACAUCGAUGGAGAAUUGCGUGAUGGUGAACAUCAAUUAGUUUUUGGAGUUAAUUCAGUGAGCUCUGACCUCCUGCAGCGUUUUCUUACAGAGUCCGGCAACGAAUUUUCGCUCAAUUCCCCGUUCACCUCUCUUGGAGACCGCAAAAGUUUUUAAAAAGUUCUCGCUGCGAUGGAAAUGCAGCUUCCACCUCACGAGGGAGACGAGCUCUCAGUGGUGGACAUGCACACGGGUGGAGAGCCUUUACGGGUUGUCCUCAGCGGCUACCCGGAGGUCAAAGGUGACAGCCUGCUGUCCAAACGGCGCUACGUCCGGGAGCAUCUGGACCACCUCAGGAGGCUGCUGAUGUACGAGCCGCGGGGACACUAUGACAUGUACGGGGCGCUGAUUGUGGACAGCGAGAUGCCUGAGGCCGAUCUGGGGGUGCUGUUCAUGCACAACGAGGGGUACAGCACCAUGUGCGGACACGCCGUCAUUGCACUGGGACGCCUCGCCGUGGACUACAAACUGGUGAAAGAGCCACAGUCACCAGAGACCCAAGUGAACAUACACUGUCCCUGCGGUCUGGUGAAGGUGUUUGUUGAGUACUCUGAUGGUGUAACAGGAGGAGUGAGGUUUCUCAGUGUGCCGGCGUUUGCGUUUGCUACAGAUGUGAUGGUGACAGUGGAAGGGUAUGGUGACGUGACGGUCGACAUCAGCUACGGAGGAGCCUUCUACGCCUUUGUGGACGCCCGGAGGUUUGGCUUGGAUGUGACCAAGUCCACGACUCGAGAUCUGGUGGACGCAGCCACGGCGGUGACCAAGGCUGUCAAAUCUCAGGUGAAGUUGCACCAUCCAACCAGUGAUGAUCUGGCCUUUCUCUAUGGCACCAUCCUCACCGAUGGCAAAGAUAGUUAUUCCUCUGAUGCCACUGCCAACAUCUGUGUGUUCGCUGAUGCUCAGGUGGACCGAAGCCCCACUGGUUCUGGCGUUACAGCACGAGUGGCUCUCCAGCAUCACAAGGGUCUCAUCCAGCUGAACCAGACCAGGAUGUUUCAGAGUGGAGCCACCGGAUCCCAGUUCACUGGGAAAGCUGUCGAGGAGACCAAGUGUGGAGACUUCAAGGCUGUCGUGGUGGAAGUCGCCGGCAGAGCUUUCUAUACCGGAGUUUCACACUUCGUGCAGGAGCCAGAUGACAAGCUGACACACGGUUUUCUUCUGAAGUGAGCCUCAAUUACAUUUUGUUUUGAAACAUGGUUAUACGUAAAAUAGCACUCCAAGAUAUUGGAUCCAUAAGCCGUGUUCUUUGUAAGAGUUAAUUAUGGCCUGAUUUAACCUGACCAGUAAAUGAAGAAAUAAUGUUUUAAUUUCACUGUGGGUGGAAUUAUCCACCAUUCAUGAGGACUAACCUGGUUUAAGAAAUAGAUUAAUUAUGAUGUCAACUAUGCAUUAGCAAAGUAAAUAGUAAAGCAAAUAAUGUGAUUUCCUUUUUUCAUUUCGUUUUCAUUGAGUUUAAAGAGCUGUUAAAAAUCGAUUUGCUGACUUCACAUUAGAGUGCAAACAUUUGCAGAUUGUAACAUCAGAACUUGGUACAUGUAAGAGAGUCAGGGGGAGCGGGUAUUCUGUACAGUAGCAAAUGCUGACCACUAGAUGGCACUAUGAGCCUGGCUGCUAUCAGGGCCAUUGAAGUUAAAAGCUAAACAGAAACGGAUUCUUCCUUCAUUUCUCUGUCCACUGGUGCAAAUAAACUAGU